AUGUCGUGGCAAGCACCUGAAAUUGGUUCGCGACCCAUCGCAGUACUCGGGGGUGGUGUACUAGGUCGCCGUAUCGCAUGCUCAAUCGUGGCAGGAGGGUACAAUGUAACGAUUCGGGAUCCGUCCGCCGGAGCAAGGAAAGACGCCCUAGAGUACGUCGAAUUCCACAAGGAAGAAUAUGCGACUUUCGCUAAGCCUUCAACACCUGGGCAUUUUGGCAGCUAUGCCGCUUACGAAGAUAUCGAGUCUGCUGUCCGGGAUGCAUGGCUGGUCAUCGAGGCCGUACCGGAGAAGCUUGAGAUAAAAAUCGACACAUUCGAGCUUUUGGACAAGCUCACACCAAAGGACUGCAUUCUUGGAUCAAACAGCUCCUCCUUCAGGAGCCGUUUGAUGCUGGACAAAGUCAGCCAAGAAAGGAGAAAGCUCGUCUGCAAUGUCCAUUACACCAUGCCGCCCGAGGUUCGCACAGUGGAGCUCAUGACGGAUGGAGAGACGGAGGAAGCGGUCUUUCCAUUUUUGACCACGGUGCUUGAAAGGUGUGGAAUGUUGCCCGCAACAGCUAGAAAGGAGUCAACAGGAUUCAUUUUCAACCGUCUCUGGGCCGCUGUGAAGCGCGAGACUCUGACAAUACUUGCCGAGGGUGUCAGUGAUCCCGAACAAAUAGACAAGCUCUGGAAGCACAUGUUUCAGACCGAGGUCGCCCCGUGCGGAUUUAUGGACAAAAUCGGACUUGACACCGUCGCAUUCAUCGAGGAUAACUACAUUCAGGAGCGCAAACUUGAUGGUGCAUUGACUGUGGACUGGCUCAGGGAAAACUACAUUUCCCAGGGCAAGCUCGGUAAGAAAAGCGACAAGGGCGGGCUUCUCGCUCCUUCAGCAUGA
Molecule: messenger RNA, 882 nt
Organism: Truncatella angustata
Lineage: Eukaryota; Fungi; Ascomycota; Sordariomycetes; Amphisphaeriales; Sporocadaceae
Exons: 2
Coding region: 1-882 (293 amino acids)
Biological process (GO): fatty acid metabolic process
Molecular function (GO): oxidoreductase activity, acting on the CH-OH group of donors, NAD or NADP as acceptor; NAD+ binding
Source: RefSeq, a predicted model, not a curated record